AUGGCUUCUACAUCGUCAUCUCACCAAAAAAAUGUUUUUUCUGGAAUUGAACCUCCCCAUGAAAGGAGAAAAGUAGAACAAUCUUCUAGACUGUUUGAUGUGUUCAUCAACCACAGAGGCCCCGAUGUGAAACAAACUUUGGCGACUCAGCUUUACAAAUCUCUAAAGCGGGUGGGAGUAGGGGCAUUUCUUGAUUCAGUAGAGAGGGAACUUGGAAUUUCGUUUACUUCUACUAUUGAGACUGCCAUCCGCUCUGCUACGGUACACAUAGCCAUCUUUUCCAAAGGAUAUGUACACUCCCCUUGGUGUCUAGCUAAGCUGGUUCUCAUGUUACAGACCAACGCUAAGAUUAUUCCCCUGUUUUAUCAAGUGGAACCAUGGGAACUCCGCUAUGUCAAAAAGGGAGUAUAUAAAGAUGCAUUUGUUAAUUAUGAAGAGAAGGGCAGGCAUCUCGACAAGAUCAAGGAGUGGAAGGAAUCCCUUCAACAAGUUUCAUAUACUGCAGGCUACGAAUUCCAAAAUUCAGGUUCAAUUGAUUGCAAAGAAAUAGUUUCCGCUGUGGAAAAAGAACUACAAAGGACAAAACACUUGGCCGAAAUACCUAAUUUGCAAAGUAAACUCCUCACAAAUCUCUUCUGUAAAGAUGAGAGAUUUGGAAGUCCCAAGGAAGGGAUAAGCUGUCUGAGGGAUCGUUUGGAAAGGAGCAGCUCUUCGAGUUUCCUAAUUGUUUUAGAUGACAUUGAUCAUGUGGAACAGUUGGAUGCUCUAAUAGACAUCGAUAUAUUAAAUAAGUACGGUAAUCAUCUAGUAGUAAUUACAACCUGUGAUGUAGGGGUCCUUGUGACCGCGGGAAUUGAGAUUGGUUAUCAUUUAAAAGGGUUGGAUAGACAAGAUGGGAAGGAGCUGUUCUGUUGGCAUGCUUUCCGCCAAUCCCAUCCAUGUAGCGGAUAUGAAGAUCUAAUCGAGACAUUCGUAAACAUGUGUGGAGGCUUGCCUUUGUCUCUUCAAGUUCUGGGCCGGCAUGUUUCUGGUAAAGAUCAGCAAUAUUGGAGAGAAGAAUUGAAAAAAGUCAGUAAGACACUGCCCGGAGAUGUAAAGAAGAGACUAAAGAUAAGCUUUGAUUCAUUAGAUUAUGAACAACAACAGAUUUUCAUGGAUGUAGCAUGCUUUUUCAUCGACAGGUCAAAGACUAUGGCUAUGACCAUAUGGGAGUGGUCUGGAUUGUGCUCUCACCAUGCUUUGGAAACACUAAAAGGUAAAUGUCUUUUGGAAGAAGUUGAAAUAAGGCAUCGGUCUAUCAUGGAUUGGAAAUGGAUAUACAGGGGGGACAGGUCUGUUUUCAGAAUGCAUGACCACCUGAGGGAUUUGGGGAGAGAAAUGGCAAAUGAACUGAGCCAUCCUUGUCGUGUGUGGUAUCCUCAACAUGUGAAAUCUUUGCCCCAACUUGUCUUCAAUUCAGAUAUAAACCCAAGCAUUCCUUCAUGGGUUCCUCUUCAGAACCUGCAGUGUUUAAGAAUCAGCGGUGGGUGUUUCCAAAGAUUGUGGCAGAGCGAUAUGCAGGCGCCCUUCCAUUUAAAAGAGCUGCACAUUGCUGGAACCUUUCUGGAAGAGUUUCCAGAUUUGUCAGGAAAAUCAGAUAAUAUGGAAAUGGUAGUGUUGCAUGCUAAGCAAUUUCAAAUGGAUAUUUGGUCUUUAUUAGGAUCUCUAGGAAUGAAUCUCCGUAGUUUAAAAGUGAUGGAGCAAGAAUUAACAGGAUACCUGCCUUCCACUGACACUGCAGAGGAGACCCAGUCCUUAGUUAUCUCGGAUUUCAAAUUACCUCACGAGGGAGAGGUGGCUUUGAAUAGUGAUGGGUGGUCUAAAAGAGCAAUGAGUGGCGUCGAAAAUUUAGAAAUUAAAUGCCGUUAUCUUGUAACGAAAAUUUUAAUUACUGGCAAUUGCUGUCAAUGCCUACAAUCUCUAAAAAUUUGUACAAUGGAAAAUCUUAUUGAAGCGGAUUUAGAAAAGAUAAAGACAUUAUAUUUUCUUGAGAUUACCAACUGUAAAUUUUUCAAAAGAUUGUCACUAAUACCUGAUCUACCCAAGCUCAUCGAAUUCAAGAUCGACAAGUGUGCAAUUUUGGAGAAUAACAUUACGCUGCCAGCGGCACUGAUCAGGCUGUCUGUACGAAGUUGUAGAGAUUUGCAAAGAGUAACCGGUGACCUUACAAUGCUUUCACUGCUGAUUACUGAAAAUUGCCCUGUGCUUGAGGAGUUGCCAAGUCUUUACAGAGUGAGCUGCUUGAAGCAAAUCUUCAUUGAGUCUUGUGAGAAGCUGCAAGGUGUAUCGGGUAUUGAAGAGUUGAAUGCAUUACAAUGGAUGCGACUUUGUUAUUGUAGUAAUGCAGUAAUACAAGAUCGCAUUCAUAAAUUGAAGUGUUCGAAGGCAGUCUAUAUUAGAUCUGUAGCUGCACAGUGUAGGAUAGAUCUGCUAGAAGAAAAAAGAAAAACAGAGUUUGCCGGAAAAAAUACAGAGCAUAAAAACAGAGUGUUAAUUAAUCAAAAGAAAAAAUACAAUGAUCAUAAUGCAUAUGAGCAUACACCUUUUGAUGUGUUUAGAUCCACACUUUGUGGAUGUAACUGUAAAAUAACGCCAACAGAACUAGAAGAACUAGAAGUUAAUGCUAACACCCCCCUUAAGUCUAACUAA
Molecule: messenger RNA, 2688 nt
Organism: Cryptomeria japonica (Japanese cedar)
Lineage: Eukaryota; Viridiplantae; Streptophyta; Pinopsida; Cupressales; Cupressaceae
Product: disease resistance protein RUN1-like
Exons: 9
Coding region: 1-2688 (895 amino acids)
Biological process (GO): signal transduction; defense response
Molecular function (GO): ADP binding
Source: RefSeq, a predicted model, not a curated record